Messenger RNA from Aspergillus heteromorphus CBS 117.55, 3662 nucleotides. RefSeq names its product vacuolar protein sorting-associated protein 54. Bases 157 to 3411 code for a protein of 1084 amino acids. Gene Ontology annotation, biological process: Golgi to vacuole transport; retrograde transport, endosome to Golgi. Gene Ontology annotation, molecular function: syntaxin binding. The record is from RefSeq and is a predicted model, not a curated record. The transcript is spliced from 3 exons. NCBI's taxonomy places the organism in Eukaryota, Fungi, Ascomycota, Eurotiomycetes, Eurotiales, Aspergillaceae. Gene Ontology annotation, cellular component: GARP complex.
CACAAUUCGCGUCCCAGCACCGUGGGGUCCUCGGCAGAUCGCUGAUCCCUCUCAUUCGUUCUCGUUUUUAGCUCCAGCUGUCCUCUUGUCAUGUGUAGAUAACGUCGUCCCGAAGAGCACGGUGGCCGAGGGAGUCGCUAAUUCGGUCUCGACGAGAUGUCCUCCGCGACCCCCCGGAAGUCGAUCGACAGCUUGGGGUCAGGCACAUCGACCCCUUCGCUGUCACACUUUUCAUUCAGUCAAAUCGAGUCCCCGCGAGCGUCGUCUCAGAGGUUCCCUUUAAGGAGAGGGUCGACUGCCAGCUCGAUCGCUAGUAUUGGCGGCAUUCUCGAUCCCUCCUACCGCCAUGGAUCCAUAGCCGAGUCUGGACAAAAUGCAAUCUCUACCCUCCUCCAACCCCCGAUCGUCCGCACGGGUCUCGUUCCGCAUGCCGCCGUGGCCUCAGCCGGUUACAAGCCUCCUACAUCUCGCGAUAUCCCCCCCGUUACGUUGACCAAUAUCCCGCGCGUGGAUCCUAAAGCCUUCGAAGCCUACUUGUCGCAGGUGGGGUCGUUGUACGAUGUCUUCCAACAGGCGAAAGAAAGCUCCGGGGAUCAGGAUUCACAGUUAGCACGGGGGCAGGAUAAGUCUUCGCCCAAGGGCGAGGAACCCGACUCCUUGGCUCCAAGGUCUCGGGAACGACGGCCUUCGGCGAUAUCGAACAGUUCCCGUGCUAGUUCUCCGUACGACACCCGGGGCAGGAGACGGUCGUCUGGCCGCGGUCGUGGCCAUGGUCAUGCAGUCACACCCCUAUCUACGAUUCCGACGGUAUACUUUGAGGAUGACUUCCACCUGGAGAACCCGCGAACCUUUGACGUCGUCUCGGAAAAGUCUGAGAUUGUCUCGCCAAAAGGAGAAAAUGGGGCUGCCCUGGAGCCGGCUCCUACGGGCAGAAAGGCUCUUGCUACGAAUGCAAUCUUGCAGGAAAAGCUCUCAUGGUACAUGGAUACGGUUGAAAUUCACCUGAUAUCUUCGAUCUCGACUGCGUCUAAAUCUUUUUUCACUGCGCUUGGGUCGCUGCGCGAGCUGCAUGCCGAGGCUGCGGAUUCCGUUAAGCGCAUUCAAGUCCUGCGCAAGGACCUUCAGAAGAUUGAUAAGGAGAUGGCGCUGGGGGGUCUGAAGAUUGUGAACCUGCGACGUCGGAGGGAGAAUGUCCGCAUGCUCGCUGAUGCGGUGGCCCAGCUUCGUGAUGUGGUUCAAUCAGUCUCCCGAUGUGAGGAACUGGUCGAGACCGGCAAGAUCGAAGAGGCGGCAGAUGGCCUUGAAGAGGUGGAGCGGCUUAUGGCUGGUGAAUAUACCCCUACUCCAUCAAAGGGAGAAGAACCUCAGGAGCAGCCGAGAAAGGCAAUUGAUCUGCGAAAGCUCAAAGCGCUGGAAGGUGCCUCUGACGACCUGGCUCAUCUAAGAUUCCGUAUCGGCACCGGCUACGAAAGCCGUUUCUUGAGCGAUCUUCUGGGAGAUUUGAGGCAGCACGUUGAGAAUGCACCUCUAGACGCAACCCUACAGCGAUGGGGCUCUUCGUUCCAGCGGCAGCGCGGAGCACAGCGCUCAGGAGCUAUGCAACCCCCGGCUUAUAUGUCAUUUGAUGACCAGUUGCGGUCGAGAUUGCACAUGCACCUUACUGGUCUUGCUCGUGUACACCACACAACACCUGCAGCAACGGCAUUCAAGACUGCUGUCCUGCGUGAAAUGAAGAGUCUGAUCCGCAAACACAUGCCCAGUUCCAGCGAUGAUGAUAACGAGUCAGUGGUAUCUGUAUCCACACAGAAAUCCCAGCAGCUCAGCCAGCAGGAGAAGUCAUCCAUACUUGCGCGCAAUCUUCGUGCUUUGGACGCCCAGGACUCGUACAACAUGUUAGCUCGCGUCUACACCGGCAUCAGUGAGUCGCUUCGGAGACUUAGUGUGCAGGUCAAGGUCCUUCUCGAUAUCGCCAGUGGGUUGGAGAACCCGCACCCUAUCGGCGUGCGAUCCGGCCCUCCAAGCCCGAACCCCCAAGGACCUGGCAAAGCCACUCCCGAUCUCCGCACAAUGACAACUGUCGUGGCACAAGACGAGAUUCUGCAGGUCUUGGACAUGUCUAGUCUCCUUGGCCAGGCUGUUGAUAUUGCUCAAUCUCAGGUCACCAAGGUGUUGAAGGUCCGAUCCGAGCAGACGUCUCAGUUGCAAAAGGAGGACUUCCUCAAGUACUUCACUCUCAACCGGCUAUUUGCCGACGAGUGCGAGGCGAUUUCCGGGAGAGGCGGUACCGCUUUGAAGACCGUCGUCGGUAACCAGAUCCGGGACUAUAUCAACCGGUUUGGAGAUGGACAACGGCGCCGCAUAGUCGAAGUUAUGGACUCGGAUCGCUGGGACGCCAGGGACUUCGGAGAAGCCGACAACGCCGUCCUGGAUCGAAUCCUUAGCGCGAGCACGAGAGACGUCGAGGUCUGGGUAGAGGCGUCUAAAAUCUGGCUGUCUCCAAAUGGCCGCCAAGGACAACCCCCAGCGAGCACCGGUGUCAACGGCUCUGGGAAAGAGAAGGUGCGCAGUGCCGUGAUCGACGAGCAGAAGUACAUCCUCUCGGAAUCCGGAGUGGCGAUGAUGAAGAGCAUCGAGGAGUAUCAGUUCAUAAUGGCGAACAUACCCAGCAUGAUGCAGGAUAUUGCGCCUGGCCUUCUGGAGUCGCUGAAGCUGUUCAACUCUCGGUCCUCGCAGCUGAUCCUGGGCGCCGGAGCCACCAGGAGUGCGGGACUCAAGAAUAUCACCACCAAGCACCUUGCGUUGUCCUCACAGGCGUUGAGCUUUGUCAUUGCUCUGGUCCCGUAUAUCCGAGAAUUCGUCCGUCGUCACGCACCGUCUAGCCCGCUGAUGGGAGAAUUCGACAAGGUGAAGCGACUGUACCAGGAGCAUCAGUCGGGGAUCCAUGAGAAACUGGUGGAUAUCAUGGGAUCGCGGUCAGCCAUUCACGUCAAUGCCAUGAAAAAGAUCGACUGGAACGCGUCCGCCGGGGCCAAUGGUGUCAGCCCGUACAUGGAGACCUUGGCGAAGGAGACGGGAACGCUGCACCGGGUGCUAAGCAAGCAUCUUCCCGACAUGACCGUGAUGAUGAUCAUGGAGCCCGUCUUCAAGAGCUACCGGGAGCAGUGGACGAAGGCAUACGACGAGGUAACCCUCACCUCGGAGAGCGGCAAGCAACGUCUCCAACGAGACGCGGAGUAUCUGCAAACGAAGCUGAGCAAGAUCGACGGCUUCGGCGACCUAGGCGAGCGUCUUCUCGACCUCGUGAAGCAGAAGAAAAUCACAACCGAUGGCAGCAGUAAGAGCUCGAGCUCCUCGAACACCCCCAGCCCGAAGGCGUCGUCUGAGGCGAACCAGUCUUCGUCCAAGAGCUAAUCUGAAUCUGAAAUGCCGGGCGAUUCGGAUCGAGCCUUGACGGCUCGCUGUAUACACACAUCCUUCCUAUCGCUGCAGGUACCUCCCUCCCUCCCAUCCUGGAUUGUGUGGUCCGGGGAUUGGGGUUGUACAGCCAUCCAGGAAGAAUUCUGAUUUGUUGGUCGAUGUGACUGGCGUACUUGUGCAUACCAUCCAACAGCUUGGCUUCUUCUUCAUCUUCUUAUAUAGAUAUUAAUCCGAUUUAACCUGCA